AUGACGCCAGCCGAGGGAGAACUGUAUUCCUCCAAAGUGGCGUCCACGCAGCAAGGUGCCGAGUGCAUUGCUGUGGACACAGUGCUUCAGGCAGGCUUGAAAAGGUGGUUCAGCGAACGUGAAAUCAGGCUGUCGAGCUCCAUCGCCCACAGAGUCGUCGCUCGAAGGCGGCCAUUCGACACCCUUGCCCAAAAGCUACUUCACCGAAAGCCAUUCGCUGGGAAGUCUGUGACUUAUGGACGAAAGACAGAAGGUGAAACCAGAGAAGCAUUUGAGAAGAAGGUUGGUGUGUUAGUUGCACAGGUUGGCUUGAUUGUGCACUUGAGGCAGCCAUGGCUGUGUGCCAGCCCCGACGGAAUCAAGACCAGCGACGGGACGACACUGCUCGAGAUUAAGUGUCCCUAUACAAGGAAAAACAACGUUCUUAUUGAUUCGAGCAAGGAAGAAAGCUUUGUCAAGCACAUAGCGUAUGAAGAGGGGCGUCUGAUGCUGAAGAAGCGCCACACACACUACACGCGGGUACAAAUUGCGAUGUACGUGACAAAGACUAGCCAGCGCUUCUUUUACGUGUACUCGUCGAAGCAUGAUGUCACCAUACUUGUCGAGCGGGAUGAAGGUUUUCUUUCGGAGGCUGUCCCCAGGCUCGAGCUCUUCUAUUUUAGAUACUACUUGAAGGAGCUCAUUCAGUCCUAG
This is a messenger RNA of Ixodes scapularis (black-legged tick), 693 nucleotides long. RefSeq lists its product as uncharacterized. The coding region runs from base 1 to 693 and encodes 230 amino acids. The record is from RefSeq and is a predicted model, not a curated record. The transcript is spliced from 4 exons. Lineage: Eukaryota; Metazoa; Arthropoda; Arachnida; Ixodida; Ixodidae.